This is a messenger RNA of Trichomonas vaginalis G3, 636 nucleotides long. Its product is annotated as protein of unknown function, DUF4106 family. The transcript has a single exon. The annotation marks the transcript as partial. Lineage: Eukaryota; Parabasalia; Trichomonadida; Trichomonadidae. The record is from RefSeq and is a predicted model, not a curated record. Gene Ontology annotation, molecular function: hydrolase activity; DNA binding; ATP binding.
AUGUUAGAAAAAAAGUUUGCUGACAUUGACAAGAAAUUUGAGAAUGUUUUAAACAAGAACAAGAGGAAGUUAGAAAAUGCUCAGAUAAAGCCUAUACAUGACAAGUUCUUAUUUGCUCAGAAUGGUAUAACAGGUCUAAUUGCACCACCUGGGUCGGGUAAGACUUUCACUUAUCUUAAAAUGGCUGCACAACAACAAGAACUAGAUGAGAAGAACCCAUUCUAUGAGUUAGUUGUUAUUUGUUCGACUUCUGGUCAAUUUGACCAAACCGUCAAUUCGUUCAAAGAUAUUAUAAAGAAGUCUAAGUUAGUAUGUAUAAAGGAUACUGAGUUGUUAGAUUGGAUAAAGAAGUACCAAAGAAGAGUUUUGAAGUAUAAUGCUAUAAAUGAGUAUAUAAAUUCUAAGUUUAAAGACCCAAAUGAGGAAAUGCAGAGAAUAUUAGAGAAGAAACACUUCAGAAACAAACAGAAAGAGAUAGAAUACAUUUCGAAGAAAUUGCAAUCUUACGAUUGGAAGACUUACCCUCAUAGAUGUCUUCUUAUCUUAGAUGACUUUGCUUCUCAUCCUUUGUUAAAGAACAGAGAACAAGACAUGUGUCGAAUUCUUAAGAAGCUCAGACACUUUAACAUCUCAGUC